CCCAUGGUCCUUACGGAGUCCCAGCAUCCACUUAGUACGUCAGAGAAACAUAAUUUAACCGAUAUUUUCUUUCGAUGUCCCAUCCCUACUCUGCUGCAAGCUUUACUUUCGUUUUUUUGUUAUGACCGGAUGCUUUGACGAGCUCUGGCCACUAGAGGGAGCUCCCUCUAUACGAGGUCUUCCCUGUUGUUGUUGCUGCUGCUGCUGCUGAUUUCUUCCUUUCUGGUUGCCUCGGUGCUGCCUGACUUCCUCCGACUCUCACUGAAUCUUUGGGGGAUAUUCCUCAUCAAUUUGUCUGUUUGGACAUCCAUGCCCGCUUGCUGUUGCUGGGAUCUUGCACACUUGUAGAUGGCAGAGGAAAAGUUCUUGAUCUCCCAACUGACAAAUUAUUUACGAGCGGAUUGUAUUCAGCUUUGGAAAUCCCCAUAUACCACAGAAGAACAUGAGGCUGGCCCUGAGGUUAAAGAGCUGUGUAAGAAAUAUUCUGAAAAGCUGAAAUACAGUAUGGAUGAUAUAGCCAAUGCCUUGGAAGAAAUCCGCUGCUUAGCAAUACAACGUGGCAGUGGAAACCAGGCUUUUAAAACAAAGGGAUUGGCCUCAUUGCAAGUCUUCCUGCCACGCAAACUUAAUAAAGGAUCCAAAAACUCCAUAGAGACUUCACUGAAUAUCACUGGGAAGGAGCUGAAGUACCAAAUAGCACAAACAUAUGGACUGCAAGAAAGUUACAUAAAGAUCAUUGUUAACAAGAAACAACUUGAAACUGACAAAACUCUGCAAGAACAAGGCAUUAGCCAUAAUGUCAAGGUUUUAGUCCUGGAACUCAGUUACACAGAUGAAGAAGCCAGGAAGCGGGUCCACAAUGAGGAGAAGGAGAGAGAAGAGGAGGAACAGAAGGAUGAGAGUGUGAAAAAGAAGAUGAUGCGUACGAGAAAGGGGCUGGAGAUCCUUGCAGAGAGGGACGAGGCCUCUGAUGUAGACACAAUGCCAUACUUGGAGAUUGCAAAUCAAACAGGUCGAUCCCUCAAAAUUCCUAAAGCAGCAAAAAAGGCCCUCAUGCUGGCUAUGGGCUAUCAUGAACGGGGAAGAGCAUUCCUGAAGAGAACAGAGUAUGCUUUAGCACUGCAGUUCUUGUUGGAUGCAGACAAGCACUUCUGUGAGUGUGGAACAGAGCUAAUAGACUCUGUGGAUAAUUAUGCUGUCCUGCAGCUUGACAUUGUGUGGUGCUACUUCCGCUUGGGUCAGUUAGACUGCUUGGACGAUGCAGACUCAAAGCUAAACAUGUCCCAAAGGUGCUUCAACAAAUGCUAUGGAGAAAACCACGAGAGGCUGGUCCACAUAAAAGGAAGCUCUGGGAGGGAGAAAGUGCUGUUUCUAAGACUGAAUCUACUGCAAGGGAUUGUAAAUUACCACAACGGAAAAGCCAAAGAGGCGUCAGAAAAACUGGCAGAGGCAAACAGAUUGUAUAAUGAAAUUUCCAUAGACCCCACCAAAGUAGAGACCUUGCUGCAGCUGGGAUGUUCUGCUCAGGAGGCGCGCCUGGCACUGAGAGCAUGUGAUGGGAACGUGGAACAUGCUGCAAAUCAUAUCGAAUAUAAACGAGAGGAAAAAGCAAAGAUUAAAAAAGAAGAGCGAGAAAAGAGGAAGAGGAGACUAGACAAGAUCAAUACUCUGAGAGGGAUGGGAUACUCUGAGACCGCUGCGGCAAAGGCCCUAAGUCAGGCUGGUGGCAACAUUGACCGUGCAGUUCAGAUUCUCCUUGAUAAUCCAGAGUUGUUAAUCCCACAUGAUAAUCCAUCUGGCAGUGAUUCUUACAGUGUUCCUCAAGAGAGUAUUGAUCAACUGGUGUAUAUUGGUUUUACUCCUGAGGCAGCUAAGGCAGCUCUCCAACUAUUCAUGGGUAACACUGAACUGGCUUCUCAGAUUCUGGCUCACCACCAAGGAGUUCUCCCUCCUAACCUAUUUCAGGACCUAGAGAACACACCUAAAGCAAACGAGUCCAAUCCAUCUUCCUCAGAGUCUGCAGGGACUAGCUCGUCUUAUGCUGAUGAACCAGCCAUUGAUGCAGUGAAAGAAAUUUUGGAUGAUAUCCCUGAACACGAAGAGGAUUAUCUGGAUUUAACAUUAGAAGAAGAAGGACUCAUUCUUGUAGAAUAUCUUUCUUACCUAGAAAAGUUGUAAUGUAUGAUGCUUUCUGAUCUGCAGAGAUGAGUACAGAUGGCCACUUCUGGCAAGUCUCUCAUUAUUCUCUUUUAAGGCACCUUAUACCCUUGAUGUUUAUUUAAUAUUGGUUUGUCUAAUGUUAAGAUAAUGUCAGGAAAUAACAUACUACAGAAUUCUGAACAAAGUAAAUGUUUAAAGGGAGAAUGAUUGUGAAAUUUUUCACAUUAUGGGGGGUAUUCAAUUAGCUCAGGUAAUCUCGGAGCUAUUGAAUUCGCACCCCUGCCUAUUCAAUUGCGGCCCGUUUUUAAGACAUUUUCGCCAAUGCCUUUUUCACCUUUCUUUCUUUUUUUUUUUUUAUCUGAAAAUGCCUCAAAAUAGGCAAAAACGUCCUGCGUUUUUUGCCGGCGCAUGUGAGAAAAGGUGGAUUUGCUGACUUUUCUCCUGCUGAAUUAUUUGCCUAGGGGAAAAAACGUUCCUGCUAUUGAAUAGGGCGAAUCCCUAUGCGCCCUAAAAAUUAAUGAAAAGUCACAGUUUUUUCAUUUAGGCGAUAAAUGGGCCUAAUUGAAUACCCCCCUAAAACUGAUCUAGUACCACAAACACCUGUGGUCAGCAUGCACGUUAAUACUAUUACACCAGCAACUGCCUAGUCAGAACUGAGAAGACAGGUAGGCUCAGUGUGCAGAGUAUAGGAACUUAUGUGACUUCCAGCAAACCUCUGGUAACUGCUGUCUGAGCCAGUGUGUGUGUGCAAGGCAAUAUCUGGUAGCUUGCUGUGGGUACGAUUUGCUCAGAGCGAUUAAAUAAAAUAAUAUUCCUAUGUUUAAAGUUAGAAGAUUGUGUUGCCAUAAAAUGCAGGAUUAAAAAACAACUAACAGUUGUAUAUAAAUUAGAAUAUACAUUCUCUAACAAAAUCCAUAGAAAUUGCAAGCGUUUUGGACAAACAGGCUGUGCAGUAUUUUUAGCUACUGUAUUGUUGGCACAGAGUUCUCUUUAUUUCGGGGAAUUGUUAGUCUUCUAUUACUUGAUACUGCUACAAGUAUACAGAGAAUAAAUUCCCGAGUUCUAAAAUUCUCUCAACGAUGAAUUAAUCAGAGGGUGUAGACAAGCAGGAGUGAGGUGGAUGUCCCUACAACAGCCUGCAGUCCAUCAGAGUAUCAUUGCAUUCCGAACACCUCUUGUUCUAUUCUGUAUAAGUAAAACAUCAGCUGAAGCCUACAGUGAGUACUAAAUGCCUCAGUUAUGUCUCUAGUUUCGCCAUACACAAAGUUGUAAGUGAUGGAUACACUUCAACGUAGGCAGACUCUCCAAGCUGUGGAUGAAAUUUCGAAGACUAUUGGACUUAAAUGCACUUUUAGGGGUGUAUUCAAUAAUUGUCAAAAGCUUCAGGGGUUCUGACCUAUUCAAUAGGGGGGCCGUUUUUUCCUGCAAUUCAGGAAUUCCCGACUUGUCGGAAUGCACGCGGCCGCCGAUCCGUGUGUAUUGUCGGAAGCGCGACAGGUUUUAGCCCCGUUUCCGACAAUGUCAGUCCAACGUUAAAAAAAGUCGGCUUGACAUUGCCGACACCUCAGGCGGUAGCUCUAGUCCAAUCCCAGGGACAGGUUGACUCCUCUGGUGGUACCGGGAUGAAGUUGCCCAUUCAGCCCCCCUGCUGGCUGCAGCGCCCCAGGUACAGCGACCCACAUGCAGAGCGCCCACAUCUCCUGCUCCGGUCCGGCCGCACACACAGCAGUAGCGCUGCCGCCGCACGGUCUCCUGGACUAGCACCUCAUAUACCCCUCUGUGUCAGAGCAGCAGCCUGGCUGUCGGAUUGGUAUUGUCGGAACGGCCAACUCCAACAGCCCAUUGAAUACUGACCUGUCGGAUCCUUUUUCAUUCUACCAGUGUGACUGCUUGCUGUUCUCUGCUAUGGAAACUCACCGGCAAAGUGUGUACCUACAAACUGUUAUUGAACACUAAAGAAACUCCAAACAAGGUUUUGCCAUACAUUCUCUGCAGCCUUUAGCAAUUUUAAAAAUAGAAAAGGCCCUCUAAAACAUGUCAUCUCUUUACUUUGGAUUUACAAAACUUCUAGUGAUUAUCAUUUUUAAAUAAAUUUUUUAUACAAGUCUCCCCUCCCCAAGAAAAUGAUCCCAUUCAGGUCUUUGUUGGAGGAGUAUACUGUACCUCAAGAAUGUCUUUAACUUUUAUUAUGUUCUUUAUUCAUAAAAAUAGCUAGCAGAAUAUUGACUUUGUUGGCUGAUCUCUGAAUGGCACACAUUGGGUUCCAGAUCUAGUAUCCUAUUUUCCCUGACCGUAGUCCUUUUAUAUGAAAAAGUAAAAGCCUGGGAAUCGUCGUCUCGCAUAUCCAUAAAAGAUCUGGAAAGUAAAGGCUCCAAGAACUUUAAAGUCAAUGUUCCAACAAUACAUUAUCUAAAAUGUACGAUUGAUACAAUAGGUUAAAAAAACAAAAACGUUUUCAUAAAGAAUAGACAGCAUGCAAGUUUUUAUGUGUGCCAAGGAAUGCUAAGUGCCUUAUACAGUGAACCGGUUUAUUGUUCAUGUUCUGUUUUUUAGACAGAUAUUUGCACUGUUUUUGUAGUGUUUUAAUGUUAUUUUUAAAGAUACAAAAGUUUUGCAUUAUUAACAAAUAAACAUUUGGAAAUCUGGACAUGUUCAGCAGAAAUGAAAUAAACAGCGUUUGUAUGUUCCCAAUGAUUGGUAAUAGACAUAUAGCACACUGCUGUUUUUUCGCAUGCUUAUAACUGUAUUUUUGACCGACAAAAAAAAUUGCAAACUUCUUGCUAAAUAUAAAAUGAUACAAACUGUCA
Messenger RNA from Pseudophryne corroboree (corroboree frog), 4967 nucleotides. RefSeq names its product negative regulator of ubiquitin like proteins 1 (gene NUB1). Gene Ontology annotation, molecular function: protein binding. Gene Ontology annotation, biological process: regulation of ubiquitin-dependent protein catabolic process. Bases 349 to 2178 code for a protein of 609 amino acids. Lineage: Eukaryota; Metazoa; Chordata; Amphibia; Anura; Myobatrachidae. The transcript is spliced from 15 exons. The record is from RefSeq and is a predicted model, not a curated record.